ACAUUUUUCAUUAUUUAUCUAAUAACAGUAAGAAUAGAGAGUGGAGGCUGGAGCGGACGUGUGUGUUAAGGUUGGCAUAGCGUGAGUAUGUUAGUCCUAAAGAUGGCGGCAUGUCAUCAGUGCUGUGCUGUGCUGGGAGUCUGAACAUCACAAGACUGAAGAAUAACAUCAACAAAACAGCAGCCAAGCCAAAUUUCAUUAGUGUAGACGACCACAAGUUACCACUAACAAAUCAAGCCUACCUAGAUGUAGCAUUCUAUAAGCAACCUUUGCAAGCCAACCCAAAGAAGCACAACUGCCAACAAGUUACGGUAGAAGGAAACUACUGUAACUCUUGUCAAGUAUCAAACCCAAGCCUGGCCUGCACUACAGUAUUGGCGCACCAAAGCACGGCACAAGCAACUGAGUGACAUCUGAGGACCACCACCCCCAUACAAGCCAGUUAUCACCGCCAAACCACUAUAAAGUCUUCUCUUACACAGCCUGGCACAAAAACGUGCUUUUUUUUUUCAAACGCCGCCCCCUUUAUUUAUUGAGCAUUUUGUAAACCAGUCUCGUCGCAAGAAUCUUUGUCAAGUUGAAUCUUUUUGACCAAAGUCUUCGUGUUUUUUGAUGUAUCGUUUAUCCUGAAAGUCUGUGUUUUCUGGUCAAGUAAAAAUUUUUAUUUUUUUAUUUUUAUUUAUUUAUUUUUUUCCUUUGUCUAGUGAUGUGGCUAUGUGAAAUAAUUUUGGACCAUUAAAGUUUGUUUUCUGUGAAUCUGAAAAUACUCCUCAUCUUGUGCUCUUAAACUUAACGUGAAUCAAAGCAGCAACAGAAAAAAUCUUUUAGUCAAGUGUCCCAUGUAAUGUUUUGUCUGUGAAGCAAUUUAUGUAAUCCUUGUUCCUACAAAGAAGUGUGAAUAAACGGGAUCUAAGAUAUUCUAAGUGUUAAUAAGAAGUAACAAAAGCAACAACCAUGGAUCCUCAGUGGAAUCUAUUCCAGCCGCCAAUCUCUGAAUCAGCAGUACUGGAAUACAACGGGGGUAGCCUACCACACCAUAGUCGAUACAACGGUUAUUAUGAUUCUCCACUCUCCAACCACCAACAGUCUCGCAACAAUAUGGCUCCACUCUCACCAAGCUUUAUAUGUCCCACCCCGCAACACAAUGUAUUUUCAUCCCACAUGAAUAACCACCAGUCAAAUCAGCAAUCCAGUCAGUCUGUGCAUCAGUCCAGCCACCAGUCAAAUCAUCAGCCCAAUAAUCAUUCAACACAGCAUUCUCAGCAACAUUCACAGCAGCAGCAACAUUCACAGCAGCAGCAACAACAGCAGCAGCAGCAGCAGCAGCAGCAGCAGCAGCAGCAGCAACAACAGCAACAGCAAUCUCCAUCUCAGGGCCCUCCACACUCCCCGCAGUUGUCUAGUACAUCAUCCAAUUACUAUAGCUCUAACUCAAGCUCCCAGUACACUCCUCCUGUCGCAGACUUCAAGAUUGGGACCUUCACCCUUAAUGCCAAUGGCUUUCCAUCAGAAUCAAAUGGCCAGGAGACCACAAACUCGUACUCUCACAGUAAUGGAAUAUCAAGUAACAAUAGCCAGAGUGUACGAGAGACAGGAAUCAUUGAGAAACUGCUGCAAACUUAUGGGUUCAUUCAGUGCUGUGAAAGGCAGGCAAGACUCUUUUUUCACUUUUCGCAAUUUGAUGGCAACACAGAGCAUCUCCGCAUUGGUGACCCAGUAGAAUUUGAGGUGACCUUUGAUCGUCGGACAGGCAAACCUAUUGCAUCAGCAGUCACCAAAAUUUCUCCAGAAGUGGUACUAAGUGAGGAGAGAGUCAUUGGCAUUGUUACAACUGAGCUUCGCAGUGAGUCUGGAGGUGAACACCAAGGAAGGAUCACUUAUGAGAAUCGUGGCGAAUGUUUUUUCCUUCCUUAUGGCAAAGAUGAUGUUGAGGGUUAUGUAACUCUUAAACCAGGAGAUAAAGUUAGUUUCCAGAUUGCAACCAACCAAAGCAGGACAGGCAACCUAGCGGCCCGCCAUGUGCGUUUAGAGAAUCCUGCACAGCCUGUCAAAUAUCAAGGAGUAGUGAGCACCAUCAAAGACUCGUACGGAUUCAUCGAGAGGGCAGACGUUGUGGACGAAAUCUUCUUCCACUUCUCCGAGGCCAAAAACAUCCCCGGAGGACUGAAGUUGGGCGACGAUGUUGAGUUCUUCAUCCAGACGCGGAACGGCAAGGAAGUGGCAACCAACAUGGUGAAGCUGAAUCCUGGAACAGUGGUAUUUGAGGACAUUAACCAGGAGUUAAUAAGGGGUCAGGUGCUGAAGCCAGUGGAGAGGAACCCCAGACACAACCAAAAGGAUCCACUGACUGGUCGCAUACGCUACAGGGGCAAGGAUCGCUCAGAGGUGGAAGUAAAGUUUGGGGAACGAGAUCAGAAAGGAGAUUUCACAUUGCGUCACGGAGAUUGGGUGCAGUUCAACAUAGCUACUGACCGUCGUGACCACUUGCAGAAGGCUACUAACAUCUCUCUUUUGGAUGACAGCUUUAAUGUUUCUGGUGAGAAACGAGAGCAUGGUGUCAUCGCUGCCCUGAAGGAUGGCUUUGGUUUCAUUAAGUGUGCUGAUCGUGACGCUCGUUUGUUUUUCCACUACAACGAACUGCUGGACCCGGAGCAUGAGAUUGCCGUUAAUGAUGAAGUUAUGUUCACUGUGGCUCAGGACAUAACAAAUCAGUCUCCUAACCGUCAGAGCGCAAUUCGCAUUCACCGAGUAAAUUCGGGAACAGUCAAGUUUGAAGUGCUAGUCACCGAGGGUCUUACUGGUCGGGUAGUGGUCGAGCCCCCAGCCAGCCCUAGGAGCCCAACCAAGAGUAACGGGCAGUCACCUUCUCCUGAGAAACCAGAGGAGCCUGGGUAUAUCUCGUAUUUACAGGAUGGAGUGAAACAGAAUAUCAAGUAUUAUGAUAAAAACUGUGAUAGACCCCCACAAAUGGGGGAUAGGGUGGGGUUCAACAUUUACCAAGUUAAACGCACCAAAGAGCUCAUAGCCAUGGGGGUGCGAAUAGUGCGUUGCCAUACUGACCUGCCACAGAUCAACAAUCUCAUUCCUAUUGUGGUGAGGCCUUCAACCGCCGUCCUGCCAACCAGUCCAAGCUCGACAAGCAACAGCAGCACUUUCAACAUUGUCACCAGUAGCAAUAAUGACAGCAGUAACAGUAGCAGCAGUAACAACAUAAGCAGCAGCCAAAAGAACAUCAUAAGUAGCAGCAGCAGCACCACCACCACCAACGCCACUACCACCAACGCCACUACCACCAACGCCACUACCACCAACGCCACUACCACCAACACCACUACCACCAACACCACUACUGCUACCACCAGUAGUAAUAUGAACGGCAGUACCUCCUCAGGGCGUCCAUCUGCAACACUGCAUCAAGGCUUUGUUGCAGCUCUAAAAGAUACAUUUGGCUUCAUUGAGACUAUUGCCCAUGACAAGGAGAUAUUCUUCCACUUCAGCAAUGUGGAAGGAGAUGCUGCCAGUUUUGAGUUAGGUCAAGAGGUAGAGUACACCCUGUCAUCACGCACGGGCCCUGGAGGAAAAGUAUCAGCAGAGAAUGUUCGCAUGCUCACUAAGGGGACACUGCCUAUGCCUAAGGUCAUGGCCGAAAUCUUUGAAGGAACAGUCCUACGCUCCAUGCGGUCCAUUAACCCAGACCAGCAAGAGUAUUGUGGUCUUGUGUGUGUUGGUAAUGAAAGUGAUGGAUUGCCCCAGUACGAAUUUGGCAUCACAGGCAUCGUAAAUAAACGUGAACUCCUACAACCAGGAGAUCAAGUCACCUUUCAGUUGGAUGAGUCUCGUCGUGCUGUUGUUAUCCGAGCCAUCCGCAAGAAGCUGAUUGCCACAGUUGAUGCUGUUAAAGGUCAGUAUGGGUUCCUCAACUAUGAAACAGAAGAAGGGAAAAAACUGUUCUUCCACCAGUCAGAAGUGAAGGAUGGCAACUCCCUGAGCCCAGGUGACGAGGUGGAGUUUGUCAUCAUCACCAAUCAGAAGACUGGAAAAUCUUCAGCUUGCAGCAUCUCUCGCAUCAUGUCCAAGAAUACUCCAACUCAGCGGCCUGAUCGCCUCAUAAGUCGGUUGAAGAAUUUGAACUGUGACACCAGUAAGCCACGCAUGACUGUUUUGCGUCAACCAAAAGGUCCUGAUGGCACCAAGGGAUUCAAAUUACAACGCACAAUAUCCGAGUCUGAACCCAUUGAAGAGCCUUAACUGGUUUUAUGAUGGGCCCUAACUGUGCCCCUUGCAACCCCCUCCUAAAAAAAAAAUAAUAAUAAUUAAAAAAAUAAAAAUAAAAAAUAAAAAGCAGAAUGGAAUCAAACAUUUGGUACAAUAAUUAAUUCUCUCACUUUUCAAUGGAGUUUUAAUUUGUUUGAAAUUUAAUAUGGAACCAUUUGUAGAGUAUAUAUUUUUUAUUUUUCAAUGAGUUUAAAUGCAUUCCAUUCAAAGCUUUUUUACAGAUAACUAUGCAGUAAGAAAUUGCAUAUAUAUCUCUCUCUCUCUCCUUUUUUCUUUCUCUCUUCUCUUUUUCCUCUUCUCUCUCUCUCUCAAGUGAUUGUUGAAGUUACAAAGAACAUUGCCUAAACUAAUGGCAGCAGUGUUGGAGCUUAACAGAGAAGUGUAGAGUUGUCGAAGAGGAUAAGAGCAAAAGGGUAAGAUAUAUUAUGUAUCGAGGAGUAAAUAAAUAGUUGUGGUGUUGUUGGUGAUGGGGCACAAAGAGGUAAUGGAAAGCCUCGUUGUAACCCAGUAUUGCUGAAACUGUUGGAGUGAGUAUAACGAAUGUGUUCGCAACAAGUUUUCCUACGAGAGGCCACUUAGGGUGAUAAAAAUUUUCCCUCCCUUGCUUUUGUUGCUUGCCCAGCAUCUUUAUGUAGUUUAGUGAUGCUUAAUUCUAGACUAGGUCGUCAUACUUUGCAAACUGUAACUAAUGUUUGUCUCCCGGAUGAAUGAGUGGCAUCAAGGAGUGAUUGUUAUGUGAACAUCUGUUGUAUAACUUGACCUAAACUGUCACAACUUUGAGCUUAACAAAUCCCAUUUUCAUUGUAGAAGUAGCCAACAUUUUAUGAGUGCAGAACAACCUCCAGAUGAUAUAUGACUGUGUAUAUGGCUUAUCAAAAUUUCUUAAUCUGAUCUUCAUUGAUGAAUGUAAGCACUACUUAACCACCUUGCUUAAGAUUUCAGUGUUUUAUUAAUUAAUUGUAGUGUAGAAAGAUUUAAGCAGUCAUCAGAAGUGUACAGGUGUGGCAAUCUUGUUGUCCCUGGAUAUUUUCGUCGACUUUCUGCCAACAAUUGUAUGAUGGCUUAUUAAGAGGCGACCAGCUUUGAACAGAACUGUUAGCACCUUCAUUCAGUUGUAAGAGAUCUUAUUAGACCCACAAUGUGGCAAGAAGGCAUGUUAAUACUUUGUGGGAUUCUAGAACAAAGUUUUAUCUCCACCCCUUUUACUUAUAUUUUAGUCCUAUAAACCUACUCAUUAAAGGACUUACUAUGCACCAUUCUAAUUUAAUCUUAAGUCUUAAUUAGAUGUAUAAAUAAUUUACUUGGUUAGCAUGAGGCAAGGUAAUCCAGUAGUAGCUAAACUUAUACUGUACCUGAAAAGUUUCAUUCCUGCAUAGUAGCAAGUGAUGUUAAAUAAUACUUUUAUUCAGCUGCAACACAAUUAGCCUUCAGCAGCCUGUAACAAGGCACUACUAGGGGGUGGUAACUUUAUUCUAGGUUUAAUCACAUGUAAUACUGCAUGUAUUGAAAGGUAGUGUAGAGCCUGUGGAAGGAGCUAAUCAGUCAAGUGAUACCAAUAUAUCCAAGGAUAACUAGAUACUCUUUGAAAGGUGACUAGGGCAGCAGUUUUGAGCUCUUUUUUUGUUUGUUUUUUUUACUUCAGGAAGGCUUCAUGUAUAACUAUAACCUUUGAACAGCUAUUGCAACAAAUAUGAAUUCAUAGAAUGGAAUUAGAAUGUGUUCCAUGAUUCAGUUAAUGUAUUUAGUAGUUAAAGUGAUAUCGUUGUUCCAGAAUGGUAGUAUUAACUCCCUCUGUAUGGCAGCUCCAUUUCAAAAGAUUCUGGACUAACUUCUUCAUAUUUUAAUGCACACAUUCAGUAAUUGAUUCUUCAGAUCCUUUGCUGUUUAUCAUGACACUGGGGAGAAUAUUGUAGGAUAAACAAAAUAUACGAAAUUGUUUAAAGGUUAGAGAGACUCAGAGCUGCUGUUCUUUCAUCUAGGAAAAUGAUGAUGAACUGCAAAUGAGUUUCCAUAAUUAUACCUCAACUAUAAGGCUGUGUUCAAGUCUGUGAUCCCACGCAACUAAGAGGGAUAAAUACGCAAAAUAGACGUAUUUAUACAAAAUGCACUUGAAGGUACUGUUGUGUUGACCAUGUUUAACCUUAUGUGACACCAUAUAAGUAUAUGCCCUAUGACUUCAUACUACUAGUUCUUUACAGUUCACAUGGCCUGCCCCCCAAGCAUAUACCAUUUAACUACUUUUUAGACUGGUCAGUGUGUGAAUGUCUGUGGCCCAUUUUGAUACUGAUACUUGCAGGUUAUUGGCAGCAGGAGCCUUGAAACCUAAGCAGAUUUUUCUUCCUGCCCCCAUUGACCUUAAUUUUCAGCUUGUGUGGAGAAUGGAUUGUAGUCUUUUUGCUAGAUGGCUCUCAGAAUUCAAUGCCAAUUAAAACUGACUGAUCAUAACUAAUGCAUUACUGGAGCCCAUAAUAUCAGUUUUGAUAACAAUAAUUGUAUACACGAGACCUAAAGAGCACUUUUAAUAAUUAUUAUUAUUAUUAUUACUGGAACCUGUAAGAUUGUUCUACGGUGUUGUUACUAAUCUUCAUCUUGACCUACUGUAUAGUGACAUAUUUCAUUUGUCAUACUCAGGCAGUUGGAUACUAAAGAAAGAUGGGAAUUAAAGACACGUAUGCAUAAUUUGAGUAUUAGGUAAUAUAAUUAAGGAAUUGCUAUAGAUUUAUCAGUGCUGAAGACGGUAAUGGAUGAUUUUGACGUAAUCUCAAAGAUAAAUGGUCUUGUGCCUACCUGAUUAUACUGUAUAACCCCUGAGGAUGGCUCAUUAUCUCGAGUAUUAUUCCAAACCUUAGUCUCUGCUUACCUAUUAUAACAAUGGCCUAUAUAUAUAUAUAUAUAUAUAUAUAUAUAUAUAUAUAUAUAUAUAUAUAUAUAUAUAUAUAUAUAUAUAUAUAUAUAUAUAUAUAUAUAUAUAUAUUGCUCAUUAAUUAGUUUGACUGAUAAGUUGUUGCUUGGUUGUAGUGAACCUGAGAUUAUGACCCAUCUACGGGAAAACUGGGUUAUUUUCCUGUAGUGACUCGUAUACUACAUCUCAUCUGCCCUGAGUAAAUUGUGUGCAAUGGUGGAAAGAUUUUUUAUUUUAUUUUUUUUGAGCAAUCAAGUAUAAGUAAUAGAAAUCAAAUUUUUGAAAAUGAACUUGAACCAAUUUUUAUUUUAUUUGUCCUUGUAAUAGUAAUUUAUUAUAUUUGACAAAACAGCCAAGAUUGACAUGUAUGGUAAACUAAAGAGUGUCAUGUCCAAUAAAACUCACUGUGUCUUCUUAAUUGUGCCAUGAAUAUACUCCUAAUACUAUAAAACCAUUUAAAAGAUAAUGCUGUAAGUUAGAAUGCAAACACCCUCUUACCCCAGAGUAUGAAAAUAUUCCUUGUUGCCUAGGUAUGUACACUUUGCAAUCAUGAAUAUUUUUCAUUGUUUUUAAUUUUAUUAUUUUCAAACUUUGUGCCCUUAUUGGCAUGUGCAAACAUUCAUAUCUGCUCUAAAUAAUCUGCAGGCAUGAAUAUUUGCAGAGUGGGUAGUGAGCAGUGAAGAUUCAUGACAGUAGCUUGAAACUUUCCCAUAGUGGAAACUUCACAUAUGCUGAGUAGCCUUACUACAUGCAUAUCAGGUAAAUUUAUUAUGCGUACAAGGAUGCACCUUCUGGUCCUAAAAAUAUGGGGAAGCUUUGGACCAAUGUUGUGUACUUUUUUCGUAUAUUACUUAUUUGAAUUAUUCCUGGUUUUAUUACAGUACUAUUAAAAGAAUUUUACUUAGCGAGUCACUCCCUGUAGCUGUCCAACUUUGUAUCUACUAGCCAUGACUACAUCUCCCCAUGUGUUACUUUCUUUAAAUUGUACAUCUUGCAUAAGUGGCGGUACAAAAAGCUUUUCAAGAAUUACUCCUCCUGGGAAGAGAGGUGUAACUAUAGCUGUGUUGGCUGAUUUUGUGAUGGUCAUCCUCUGUACACAAAUUUUUCUUCUCACCUCAAUUUUGUUUUUCAUGUGGCAUUUUAUUAUGAUAUUGUUAAAAAACAGACACCAAAGCUUUUGUAUAGUCAUAGUAGACACCAGUAUGAAUGGAAAAAAAAAAAAGGAUUGCUUUGUGAGACCGACAAGCUGCAAGUUUUACAUAUUUCCAUUGGUCAUGUUUAUUGAGCAUUAUGCAUAAUGUGUGAGUUUUGUUUUGGUCACAUAUGCAGCAAUUCCUGUAUAUAUAUAUUUUUUUUUUUAAACAAAUAUUGUGUAGGUUGGUGCAGACCAUCUGUGUGUUUAACAAGUCCAAAUGGAACAAAGUAUAAUCUGUAACAAAAACGUUUAAUUUUUAAGGUAACUAGAAUUUUUUUGGCUGACAGGUGUAAGGACAUUGAUAUUGUUCAUCAUUAAUUACAUGUCAAUCUUAAUAUCCUGACAUUUGUGGCAUUAAACAUAAGCUGCUGAGUAACAAAAAAGAUACUUGAAAAGCUUUCCUUAUCAUGUUGACCAUGAUUGCUAUUGAAAGCUACUUGUAAAAAAAAAGCUCAAAAAUGACAAAAUGCAAAAAACUUCAUUGUAUGUGUGCUUCUGUAUACAACUUAAUUUCAUUUUUGCAUCACGUUAAGUGGCCUCAUUGCUUAUGGUAACAGGAAUGGAGAAUGAUGAAAAAAAGUUUUUGUAUCAACUAAAAAAAAGUAAUAAAAAUAUGCAAAUUUA
Messenger RNA from Homarus americanus (American lobster), 8996 nucleotides. It is a transcript of the gene Unr, whose product is annotated as cold shock domain-containing protein E1-like. The coding region runs from base 955 to 4248 and encodes 1097 amino acids. NCBI's taxonomy places the organism in Eukaryota, Metazoa, Arthropoda, Malacostraca, Decapoda, Nephropidae. The transcript is spliced from 17 exons. The record is from RefSeq and is a predicted model, not a curated record. Gene Ontology annotation, molecular function: nucleic acid binding.